AACGAAGAAGAAGCAAAAUUCCGUAUGGCAUGUGACGUAAUCCCUUCCUCAUAGCCUCCAUCUUUCAGCGCCGCAUGCCUCUGUUGAUAUUUGAGCAGGUGACAACAUGAAUCAAGAAAAACUGGCAAAACUGCAAGCCCAGGUUCGGAUAGGAGGAAAGGGAUCUGCACGCAGAAAGAAGAAGGUUGUACACAGAACCGCAACCGCUGAUGACAAAAAACUUCAGAGUUCACUAAAGAAGCUGGCUGUCAACAAUAUUGCUGGAAUUGAAGAGGUGAACAUGAUCAAGGAUGAUGGAACUGUAAUCCACUUUAACAACCCCAAAGUUCAGGCCUCUCUGUCCGCCAACACUUUCGCCAUCACAGGCCAUGCUGAGACCAAGCAGCUGACAGAGAUGCUUCCUGGCAUCCUCAGCCAGCUUGGAGCAGACAGUCUCAGCAGCCUGCGCAAACUGGCUGAACAGUUCCCUCGGCAAGCUCUCGACAGCAAGGCUCCAAAGGCAGAGGACAUCGAGGAAGAGGACGAUGAUGUUCCAGAUCUGGUGGAGAACUUUGAUGAAGCAUCGAAGAAUGAAGCAAACUGACACACAUGAAGUUCACAUGCACACAGACUGGACUGCAAUGGCACAAGACAACCUCCUCCAGUGUUUUUAAGUCUAGUGAUCGAGACAUUUCAAACACUAUCCACUCAAAAAGAGACUUUUCUAUUUUAUCCUGAUGGCCCCUGGAUGUCUGAGUCAGACUGACUUGUGCACUUAAAAAAAUUAAAAAUACUCCCCUCUGAUAAACGGUAAAACCCCUACACCACAUUGUCAGUCAUGUUCAGGAUAACUGUGGUCAUUAAAUCUAGUCUUAAUUUUUUUUGUUUAUGAAACAAAAUAAAGGUGAUGAACAUUUUUA
Molecule: messenger RNA, 899 nt
Organism: Cheilinus undulatus (humphead wrasse)
Lineage: Eukaryota; Metazoa; Chordata; Actinopteri; Labriformes; Labridae
Gene: btf3l4
Product: basic transcription factor 3-like 4
Exons: 6
Coding region: 107-583 (158 amino acids)
Source: RefSeq, a predicted model, not a curated record